Pseudophryne corroboree (corroboree frog) is the source of this 1267-nucleotide messenger RNA. RefSeq names its product histo-blood group ABO system transferase-like. NCBI's taxonomy places the organism in Eukaryota, Metazoa, Chordata, Amphibia, Anura, Myobatrachidae. The coding region runs from base 187 to 1158 and encodes 323 amino acids. The record is from RefSeq and is a predicted model, not a curated record. Gene Ontology annotation, cellular component: vesicle; Golgi apparatus; membrane. Gene Ontology annotation, molecular function: hexosyltransferase activity. The transcript has 5 exons. Gene Ontology annotation, biological process: carbohydrate metabolic process.
GAGCUGUGCUUCAGUUCCACACAAAAUCCAGUACAGGUAUCUGGUGGGAAUCUCCCCUCCUCCCCCUGAGGCCGGGACCAAUCCUGCCAUUCAUCUGCCGGUCUCAGGUGUCUCUAGACCUCUUACCUGGGAGCUGCGCUCACUCCAGACAUGGGCUGCCGUCUCUAUAUGGAAUAACCUUCCACCAUGAGCAUCCAGAAAGCUGAAAAACUCUGCCGGAACAAAUGGUGGUUUCUGAACAGUCUGAUGGCUGCGCUGUUCCUGUCCCUUUGGUGGUUCAGCAUGAAGGAGACUAGCUGGCGCCCCCGACUCACGUUCUCCUACAAAGGGCAGAGGACGGACGUGCUGCUGCUGUCGCCGUGGCUCGCACCCAUUGUCUGGAACGGAACAUACAACUCUGCAAUACUGGAUGCGCAAUUCCACCAAAGGAAUGUCCGCAUUGGGAUAACCGUGUUCGCUAUUAAAAAGUAUACGGCGUUUGUCAAAACUUUUAUAGACACCGCUGAGAAAUAUUUCAUGAUUGGCCACAAGGUCAUCUACUACAUCUUCACUGACCGCGUGGGCGAUAUUCCAACCCCCGACCUCGGAGAGGGCAGAAGCGUGACUGUCCUGGAAGUUCCCAGCUACCAAAGAUGGCAGGAGGUGUCUAUGAGGCGCAUGGAGAUGAUCCGUAAGUAUUCACAGGAACGAUUCGUCAACGAGGUGGAUUAUUUGGUGUGCGUGGACGUGGACAUGAGGUUCAGCGAUGAGGUUGGGGUGGAAAUCUUAAGCGAUUUGAUUGGGACGCUGCAUCCUGGUCUGUACGGCGCUCCGCGGGAAAGUUUUACUUAUGAGCGGAAACUGCAAUCUGAAGCCUACAUUGCGGCGGAGGAGGGCGACUUUUAUUACGCGGGAGGAUAUUUUGGGGGAACAGUAGCAGAGGUCUACAAGCUAACGGAUUUCUGCCACAACGCCAUGAUGGCCGACAGAGCCAACAACAUUGAAGCCAUUUGGCACGACGAGAGUUACUUGAACAAAUAUUUCCUAGAUCACAAGCCGACGAAAAUUCUCUCCCCGGAGUAUCUAUGGGACGAGAAAUUUGGUUCACCGGACUUCCUGCAGAGGAAGCGCUUUCUCGCCGUGCGGAAAAACCAUCGUCAAAUCCGAAACAGACGAUGAAAAAGUAAAGCGUUAGGUAACUUAUUCAUUCAGAUUUGCAGAUUGUUCGCUUUUUUCCUGUAUAUACAAUAUUUUCUUUGUGCAUGUACAAUACAUUUAAGUAACUUUU